CUGGUGUCCGGGUUGGAGGACACCCGAAGCAAUAGCAAAGCACUGAGAGCCAGGGACCAGGAAGAGGAGGGGGACGACGCCGAAUCGGAGACACACACACACACACAACACACACUGGAGUCCUCCACCCCAUUCCCUGCAAAGUCACAUUUUGUGGGGAACAGGCUGGAAUGCAGUUGUAAAUGAUGAGUUUGUGUGCAGAGAUCUGCCAGUCGGAAAACUCUAACUAUAAUGCUGAUUGGUUACAUCAACGUUAUGGAGUCCGAUCAUAUCUGCAUCAGUUUUAUGAAGACUGUACAGCAUCUAUCUGGGAGCAUGAGGAUGAUUUUCAGAUUAAGAGGUCUCCAAGCAGGUGGACUUCUGUUGUCUGGAAGGUUGGACUUAUGUCUGGGACUACCAUACUUCUUAUAGGAUUGGCACUGAUUGCAGCUGGCUAUCUGGUACCACCGAAGAUUGAAGCAUUUGGAGAGCAGAAUGAAAAUUUUCUGGUAGUGGAUAGUCAUGCUGUUCAAUUCAAUGUGGCACUAGAUACCUGUAAGCUGGCAGGGGCCAUCCUCUUUUGCAUUGGUGGGAUAAUAAUAGCUGCUUGCCUUCUAAUGUCCACCUUUGCCAUGAGUUACUCUAAGGAAGAAAAAUACCUUCAGCAGAAGUUUAAAGAGAGGAUUGCAGAAGCCCAGGCUUCCUUCCAGCCUGUCACUAAGGUACCAGCACCAGGUGAACAUAAAAUCCCCAUCACUUUAUCUAAAGUACACAACGUACAGCCCACAUUGGAAACCUGAAGUGCAAAUAUUAGCUCAUUGUAAAUUAGCAAUACCAGCUCAAAUCUUUGUAAAUGUUUUAUCACAUUUUAUAGAGGUUUAAAAGAUGUAGCAUAAGGUGCUCAAUUCCUAAAUUUCAGAUCCAUGCCUUCAUUCAGUGAAUCACACAAGAAUCUAAUGAGAGAUUCAGAUUUGCAUUUCAAUUGUACAUUCACCAACAUCAUUCUAACAUUCACCAGACUCAGAAUACAGAUACAAGCUCUAGAAAGUGCCAACUUGCAGAGUAUUUUGUUUCCAAGUCUAAUGUGA
This is a messenger RNA of Rhincodon typus (whale shark), 1067 nucleotides long. It is a transcript of the gene nrsn1, whose product is annotated as neurensin 1. Bases 183 to 779 code for a protein of 198 amino acids. NCBI's taxonomy places the organism in Eukaryota, Metazoa, Chordata, Chondrichthyes, Orectolobiformes, Rhincodontidae. The transcript has 3 exons. Gene Ontology annotation, biological process: nervous system development. Gene Ontology annotation, cellular component: neuron projection; neuronal cell body; transport vesicle. The record is from RefSeq and is a predicted model, not a curated record.